CAAGGAAUGUCACUUUCUGGCCGUCAAGGCCUUGUUACACAUAGGGAGCUCAGAUUACAUGCAUAUUUUCAAGCGUGGGACGACGAUCCCUAGGCCUUGAAGGAAGUUAGUUACACCGCCGUCCACAUCAAGACCCACACCGACAUGCCUGGGGUGCCCUCCAACAAAGCGUGCGAGAGAUGUAAAAAGCGUCAUAUGAAGUGUGAUGAGACUCGCCCGAAAUGUGAGCGUUGCACUGCUGCUGGCGUGGAGUGUCCGGGAUACGUCCAGACUCGCAAAUUCAUAGACCAGGGUGCGACGGUCAGGAGGCGAUAUGCGCCGUAUCCAGAGAAUCAUCCUUCAUCAGUUAAUGAUGCAGACAAGACAAGAAGCAGCCCAUGUUCAGGGGAGAAUGCCCAAAUGGCAUCUGUGGCUGAAGGUACACAUGAGAGAAAUGCCUUCGCUAUGCCUUCACCAUUACAAGGAAUGACAAGCAAUUCAAGGCCCAAUCCUACGCAGAUGGGCGCAGCAAACAUCCAAAACUCAACAAACCAGGCACCUUACGAUAUCAAUCCUCUUACUUUUGACCGCGAACAGAGCAGCUCAAGCAGAAGCAAUGCUCAAAAUUCAGUGUCUCCUAAUAAUGACCCCUUUAAUGUUUUAAAUGCACCAUAUCCGGGUUUGGGCCAGAGACCCCGUGACUCGAGAGUUUCGUCAUCUGAAGAACCCUCCCAGCGGAGUGAGAAGGAAGAGUUCCAGGAUAUAUUCUCAGAACUGAUGACAGGAACUGAGCAUGAGAUUGCCUUCCUCAUUAGACAUUUCUCUGAAGUCUUAGGGCCGUGGUUGGAUUUAUCGGACUCGAGAAAAUUCUUCACAGUCUAUGUCCCAAUUCACGCUAUCAAUAGUGACUUUUUAAAACACUCCAUCGCCGCUCUCGUUGCAAAACACCUGGGCAGAGUGAAAGGCGCAAAGUGCACAACAGCCGGUGGAAUGUCCACAAACCCAGCAACCAUGGAGCUUUAUCCGAACUCCUCAGACGUGGAUUGGUUUCUGAAGGCUGCCAACUACUACUAUCUCGCUGUGUCGCGGUUGAAUGCAUCCAUCUCGGAUUAUUAUUCGACUGUGUCUAGCUCAGUCAUUUUGGAGUCGCCGAUCGAGACUGUUGGGCGCUGGUUGCGUCUUCAAGCUGCACAGGCUGGUUCUGUGUCUUUUGAUAGGUUCUCGCGAAAAGCGGAGGAUUUAUUAGCUGCUUCUGCUCUUUUGACCAUGUACAAACUUAUGGAUGAACCGGGCGAGAAUUGGCAAUCACAUCUCACCGGUAUCAAACCACUGUUUAAUUCCCUGCUGCAAAUACACACCAACCAGUCAUCCACGUACCCGCUCUUCUCUCAUGGCGCAAGUGCCGUGUUUUGGAAUUUCGCCCGUCAAGACUACCUGGCAUCUUACUUCAACCGGUUACCCACUCACCUCGACCAGGAAAACCUGCCAUUAUGGCGAGCAGCCGGUAUAUCAAUCGACACGGUCGGAAACACCUCCUUUCACAACGACCCCCAAAACAGCAGAAUAACCUCCCAGGAAGAUCUAGUCGCAAACAGCCUCAUCUGGAUCAUGAACAAGACCGUCAACUUCCUAGCCGAUUUCAGAAAGUCGCAGCUCGCGCACUGGACGGUGAUUGAUCCGUCCGAAGUACCUACUUCCCCAGGCACAGCGCAGCACUCACAUCCCGAUACCUCUACCUGGCUGCGCCUCUGCAUCGCAUUCCAGGGGUGGUUUGACCAUCUCCCCGAGGCGUUCCGUCCGUGCUUACGCCUCGACCAUCCAAAGGAUACGUCCAAACCACCGGAAAUAAUACACCUCCCAUUCCCGGAAAUCUUCUACUCCUUGACUACCUGCACCGCAGCCAUGCAGCAAUACCACUUUGGUCGGCUCGCGUUGCUGCUGAAUCGACCGCCUGAUGUCGUUAGCGCACCCAGUACCGCAUUUGAUCGUCUACAGGGGUAUCGCGAGGUAACGAAAGAAGUCGACUACCGCUGUCGAGAAAUCUCUGGUAUCGCGCUGGGUCGACCGCAGGGCGGGGUGCGUAUCUAUAUGGUCCCCGUGCUGCUUGCUGUGGGGCAGUGUCUUGAAAAGCCAGAAGAGCGCCAGAUUGUUGUUGAUUUGUUGCGUGGUGUUGAGGCGGAUUUGGGCUGGUCGACGGAUGGCACGAUUCAGAGGCUGCAGAGCUAUUGGGAUCAGUCGCCGGGUAGCCUUGCAGCAACCUGAGGUUUAUAAGCUUGUUAUCGUGUGAGGAUUGAAUACGUCGUCAGGCUAGGGUUUUAUGAUUUCGGGCAUUUGAUAAGUUUAAUAAGGAAGACCAGACUUGUUCAUUAAUAUAUACAGAAUCAUAAUAAAUACUGAAAUCUAUCAUAGUUUAAUCAUACCCCGUCCUUCUGGC
Molecule: messenger RNA, 2413 nt
Organism: Aspergillus wentii DTO 134E9
Lineage: Eukaryota; Fungi; Ascomycota; Eurotiomycetes; Eurotiales; Aspergillaceae
Product: Zn(II)2Cys6 transcription factor domain-containing protein
Exons: 6
Coding region: 145-2241 (698 amino acids)
Biological process (GO): positive regulation of transcription by RNA polymerase II
Cellular component (GO): nucleus
Molecular function (GO): transcription cis-regulatory region binding; zinc ion binding; DNA-binding transcription factor activity, RNA polymerase II-specific
Source: RefSeq, a predicted model, not a curated record